CGCACGUUCAUUCAGUCUGCUGUGGACGACGUUGCACGACGACGAAAGCGGACGGCGCGUGGAAGCAAGAACCAAACAAAAAUCAACAUACACUCUCUCUCCCACACACAACUGCACUCUGGAGAGCAGCGCGUGCCAUGAAAUACUAUCUGCAGCAUUCAAUAGAUGCAACUGCAGCGCAACGGUGUCCAACACUUGAGAGAUUCCGAAAUUCCGAGAUCCGCGUUUGAGAUUCGAGAUAUUUUCCUCACUUUACGCGCGCGCCUCAAAGGCAUCGCGCCCCGGCUUGAAACGUUGCAACGUCGCGUGUGUGGCAGACGAUCCUUAGUUGAUCUUGACUCUGGUCUCUGUGUUUGUGUGUGUCUCUGUGUAUGUGUGUGUGAUAGCCAUCUUCCCGAAGAUACUCUUAAUGAAUUGUUAUCUAAUGGAUGCUUGGGAUUUGGAUUGUGACUAAAUAUCUAAAGAAUCUCUAAAGAAAAUUGUGAACCAUUUUCGGGAAAUCCAGAAAAUAAAAUCAACUUUGCUACUGCUACUUGAAGAACACUAAAAUAAAACGGCGUGGCGCCCAUGAUGCGAGCGGUGCAACAGUGACAUGGCCGAGGGCUGCGAGGACUCUGCCGGUGCCGCUGAAUCGACAACGUCACAGUACACAACGACGCUAGACAAGAUGCUGGGCACGGUGUUGCCUUGCGAGGCGGCAAUUGGUGCCACUCCUGGUGGCAGUGGCGGGGUCAACUCAAACACCAGCGGCGGUGGCAGCAGCAGCAGCAGCAGCAACAACAGCAACAGCCACAGCAAUGCAAACAAUAUUGUGAAGCGGGAGUUUUGCGAUGGCAGCUUGAUGCCGGGUGCUGGGGCAAGUGUUAACAACAACAAUAGCACUACCAACAACAACAACAAUAACAAUGACAACAACAGCAAUAACAACAACAACAACAAUACCAAAAUUCAGUCAUUGAUUUGCACUGGAAGCAAUAACAGCAGCAGCAACAACAACAGCAACAAGAACAUCAGCAGCAGCUCAUCCUCCUCAUCAUCGUCCUGCUCCUCGAGCUCCUCCUCCUCGAGCUCUGCCACCAGCACCCACACCAGCUGCACAACCACCGCCGCCGUAGUGCCCUCGAACUGCUCCACAAAUGCCAACAAGUCGCCCGGAUCCCCCUACUCGCAAUUGGGCAUGGGUGCCGGUACCGUGGCGAGUCCGCUGCGCGAGGCCAGUCCACUGGCCAGUCGCAGUCGAUCGCCAUUGAUGCAUGCCACAGCCGCCCAGUCACCCUGCAGCGGUGGUGCGGUGGCGCCCGGCUCCCCGCCAUCGGCCUCAUCCAACAGCUCGUCGCAUGUGAUGACCCUCAACAUCAAGACCGAGUCGGACUUUGACAAGGAGAUCAGUUGCCACAAGAUCCACUCGCCGAGCGGCAGCAGUCUCGUCCACUCCCUGCACCACCACAGCAACAGUGGCAGCAACCACACCAGCAACAACAACAAUAUCGAUGAUGAUAUGGAAAUCACGGACGUACACGCCCUGCUCUCGCCCCCGCCACACUCCCACACCCACUCCCAUUCCCAUUCGCACUCCCACUCCCCCUACGACACCAAGGACCACGUCAAGGAGCUGGAGUUCUACAAGAAUCUGGCUGCCAAGGCUGCCUCCCUGGCCAACCAGCAGCCCGCUUCGCCGUUGGCCAUGCCCCUGCCCAUGCCGAUGCCCAUGCAAAUCGACGCGGAUGCGGAUGCGGACGAGGACGAGGCCGAUGCCGAUGCCGAGGAGCAAGCGGCGGAGGCACUGCGUCUCCGGCGAGAGGAGCAGGCCCAGGCGAAGGCAUUUGCGGCGCAUCUGAAUGGAACUAUGCAAGACAUGAUAAAUUUGCAAAAAUUACAAAAUUUGGCCACGCUGCAGCAACAGCAGCAGCAGCAACAGCAACAGCAGCAACAUCCACAUCCACAUCCACAUCAUGGGCAUCAUCAUCACCAUCCUGCCACGGCCGCUGCACUGGCAAGUCUUCAGGGCUUAGCUGCCUCCGUGUUCAAUUCGCCGUUGAAUCUAAGCGUCGGUGCUGAGCCUGUGGCAGCAGUGGGUGCGGCAUCCACAUCAGCUGCGGGAGUCUCACCACCCCACAGCAGCUGCCACAAUGGUAGCAAGAACAAGACGUCAAAAGCUAACUGCGGCGGCGGCAGCGGCGGCAACACCAAUGCACACAACAGCUCCAACUCCGGGUCUGGCUCCGGUCCGGGCUGUGGCACUGGCUCUGGCUCUGGCGGCAAUGCCUCCUCCAGCCAGCAUCCGGAUAAUCCUAGCAGCAGCAGCUCCCCCCAUGCCCUCAAUGCCACAUCGCUGGCCAAUGUUCUGGCUGCGGCGACCGCAUCGCCACCGCCAGCCCUUCAGGCGCCACCAGCAAGCGCCCAGAUGCCGCAACUGAUACUCGCCUCCGGGCAGCUGGUGCAGGGCGUACAGGGGGCCCAACUGCUCAUCCCAACGGCGCAAGGCAUUGCCGUGCAGACCAUACUCACGAUUCCCGUGAGUCCGCAGAUACCCACCACGGAGCAGUUCCUGCCCAAUGCUUUUGGAGCCUAUGCGAGCUACCAGCAGCAACAGCAACAGCAACAACAGCAGCAGCAGAGGGAGCAGCAGCGGGAGUUGUUGCCACCAUCGCUGGCUGCCCUGCAACAUGCCACAGCGCUACCCCAACUGGCCCAGACACCCACGAAUUUACUCAAGCCCAAUCUCUUCUCGACCGGCGUCCAGCAGCUGCUGACGGCCCUGCAUCCCGAGCUCUUUGCCGCAGCGGCCGCCAACCAUCAGCAGCAGCAACAGCAGGCACAACAGCAGCGGGAGAGGGAACGGGAGAGGGAACGAGAACGAGAACGGGAGAGGGAGCACCAGAUGGCUGCAGCGGCCAUUGGUCACCUGCCACAUUCCCAUUUGGCCGCCGAUCUGCGACGAUCAGCGGAGCGUACACCCCCAGCAGGAUCGCCAGGCGGCGGAAGUCCGGGGCUGCCUUCAAAGGGUCCGCCUCCACCACCGCCAGGCGCUGCGUUUCUGCUGCAGCAGCAGCUCCACAUCAAGCCGGAGACGCAGACGCAUCUGCAUCAUCACCUGCCGCCGCAGGGAUCCGCAGCGGUCUCAUCCUCCCAUCCGCAGAUCAGCCUGAGGCAUCCGGACGAGUUGACUGCCCCACAGAUGGAUCUGAAGCCACUGGAGCUGAGUGCCAGCGCAUCGCCGCCAAUUCCGCCGCCAUCCGCUGCCCUGGCACGCCAUCACUUCGGUCACAGUCUGCGAGUGGUCUCCCCCAAGCACAGUCCCGGUCGGAUGUCCGCCAGUGGCGCCUCCUCGACCGGCAUGAAUCUCAGCCACCACCACGAGAGGCACGAUCGGCAUGAGAGGCAUGAUCGACAUGAUCGACACGAUCGACACGACCGCCACGACAGACUUGAACGGCAUGAGAGGCGCUCGCACACGCCCACGGCAACGGCCACGCGGGCCAGCGUCUCGUCCAGCUCGGGUGCAGUGCAUCAUCUGCCCCACGAGCGGGGCGGUGGGAGCAUGCCCUCGGGCAGACUGACGCCGCCGACAUCCACUUCGGCGAGCUCCGCCAACAGCACCAACGAUAGAGGCUACACAUCACCACUGUUCCGGACGCAUUCGCCACCCGGACACGCCCUCAACAUGGGCACCUCGCCACGCCUAGAGCGGGACUAUCUGGGCAACGGACCAAGCCUGAGCGCUGGCUCUGUCGGAGCCACCUCGACCAGCUGUGGGGCGGCAGCUUCAGCGGCGGCCUCCAGCUCCACGGCCAACGUACUUAGCAGCAUCAGCAGACUCAAUGCCUCCAAUGGAGAGCUGACCAUCACCAAGUCCCUGGGUCCGCCCACGGCCACGGCUACGCGAGCCUCGUCGGCCUCGCCUCGAGAGGACUCCCCCGGCCCGGGGCCCUCCACAUCGAGUGCCUCUCUGAUGCAGCCCCUCAAGCUGAGUCCAUCGUCGCGCAGCGAGCCGCCGCACCUGUCGCCCAAUGCCAACGACAUCGACAACGACCUGCUGAUGGAUUCACCGAAUGAGCCGACCAUCAACCAGGCCACCACGAAUGUGGUCGACGGCAUCGACCUGGACGAAAUCAAGGAGUUCGCCAAGGCCUUCAAGCUGAGGCGCCUGUCGCUGGGCCUCACCCAGACCCAGGUGGGGCAGGCGCUGUCGGUGACCGAGGGACCCGCCUACAGUCAGAGUGCCAUAUGCAGCAGUGCACUCGCUGCGCAGAUGUACGCCGCCCAACUAUCGACGCAGCAACAGAACAUGUUCGAGAAGCUGGACAUCACACCAAAGAGCGCGCAGAAGAUCAAGCCUGUGCUGGAGCGCUGGAUGAAGGAGGCCGAAGAGAGCAGUCACUGGAACCGCUACAAGUCCGGCCAGAAUCAUCUAACGGACUACAUUGGCGUGGAGCCGUCGAAGAAGCGCAAGAGGCGCACCUCCUUCACGCCCCAGGCCCUGGAGCUGCUCAAUGCGCACUUUGAGCGCAACACGCAUCCAUCGGGCACGGAGAUCACCGGCCUGGCCCAUCAGCUUGGCUACGAGCGUGAGGUUAUCCGCAUCUGGUUCUGCAACAAGCGACAGGCCCUCAAGAACACCGUGCGCAUGAUGUCAAAGGGCAUGGUCUAGGCACAGAGAGAGGCUGAGGGUAGAGGCCCGUGUAAAUAGGAGGCCCCUGUAUAUAGCUAUAUGUAUAUGUAUGCGUAUGACUGCUCGCAUGUGUUUAAUUGUGUGAAAAUGUGUGUGUAUUCCCGUGUGAUAGCUGUAGCCCCUUAGACUUUAACAUAGGCCAUGUAAAGUAAUAAUGUGUCAUCGCAUUUACCAUACGAUCCCACACACCCCACACCCGAGAACCCAAUCGAAUUGAAUAUUUAAGCAUACUAUGUAUAAUCUAACCUUAAUCAUAUCCCAAAUAGCCUAAAGGUAGUCGAGAGUCCACGAACAGACUUGCGCAGUUUUUGGGCCAAAUUUGAUUGAUGUGCCAUUCCAGGAAACAAACAACAAACCACAAAACACAUACAAAAAAGACACGUUCAUACGCAUAAAAGAUUAACUAUUAAAUGUUUGAACAAUUUCAACCAAAACUGCAUGGAUCUACAUACAUAAGAAAAACUCUUUAGAUGAGUAAAAAGUAAUUGCAUUUAAUGCGUUGUCUACAUUAAACUCGUAUACGAAGUUCAUUUUAUUUCGAUCACCGUUCGUAAGCAAAUUAUAGACCCUAGCAUUUAGUCAACUCAGUCCCAAAAAUAAAACAAAACAAAAACUAUGAAAAUUUAAUGGCAGUACACUAGAAAGAAACCCAGCAACAGUUUAGACUAAGAAAAUUCGUGUAGCGAUCUUAAAUUAUGAAUGAAACAAAAACAAAAACAAAAAUAAUGAAAAAAAUAACAAAAACAAAAAAGACAUAUUUCAACUACGAAAUUAAAAUGGUACACAGCAAGAAAACAACAACCACAACUGAACAAAUAUUUAAAUGAUUGUAAUAAAA
Messenger RNA from Drosophila obscura, 5510 nucleotides. RefSeq names its product alpha-protein kinase 1 (gene pdm3). The coding region runs from base 593 to 4651 and encodes 1352 amino acids. Gene Ontology annotation, biological process: regulation of transcription by RNA polymerase II. The transcript has 11 exons. Gene Ontology annotation, molecular function: RNA polymerase II cis-regulatory region sequence-specific DNA binding; DNA-binding transcription factor activity, RNA polymerase II-specific. Lineage: Eukaryota; Metazoa; Arthropoda; Insecta; Diptera; Drosophilidae. The record is from RefSeq and is a predicted model, not a curated record.